Molecule: messenger RNA, 3536 nt
Organism: Canis lupus familiaris (dog)
Lineage: Eukaryota; Metazoa; Chordata; Mammalia; Carnivora; Canidae
Product: myosin-1-like
Exons: 2
Coding region: 2295-3383 (362 amino acids)
Source: RefSeq, a predicted model, not a curated record
CCGACCCCGGAUUCGGAAUCGCCGUGGCCGCUGCCCUCGGCCUCGCCCGGGAUUGGCCGAGGAGCUCGCGCUCGCAGUCUUCCCGGGCUCCUCAUUGGCUCCCGGGGGAGAACUUUCUCUUCCUCGACUUGUGACUGGUGGCUUUCUCCCUCGGCUUCCGCGGGUGUGGACUGGCUGCUACCUUCGGCGGCCGGAGCUGCGCGGCUCCUGAUUGGCCUAGAGAGGCGCGCACGCCCCGCGCGAUCCUUCGUCGAACGUGGCAGUGGGGCGGAGUUCCCGGCUUAGGGGCGGGGCUGCGCCUGCGCCUCUGAAACCCCUCGUGUUGCAUUCUGAUUGGACGGCUUGCCCGUAACUGACACCGUUCCCCCCGCACACAUCCGCUCGGCGAGCCGGAAGCUGGGGCAACGCAACUUCCGGAAACCUUCCUCUUCGUUUAAUUGGCUUCCUCUCUUACGAAAGAGCCACCACCACUGGUUUGAGGACUAAUCAUCAAUUUAAUAACUUGGCAGGAAGGAGAGAAACGCCCACGCUCAAUGUACACGUUGGCUGUCCUAACGUCCUCAUUUCACAAACGGUCAGACACAGGAAAAAAGGUGCCUUUAUACCCUCCAGAGUUCGCAUUUUGUUGCUGCCUUGGCUCGUGAGGCCGUGCUCUCUCACCUCCUGUUGGGGCUCCCUCCACUCAGCGAGUUCCUGAAGGUCAAGACCAGGUUCUCCGUGUCUUGCCCCCCGUGCCACUAGAGCAAGGGUCAGCAGAGGGGGUGCACCUGCCCGGAUCCCUGUGUCGUCUGAGCUGGGGCUUUGCUGGGGCUUCGGGCGCAAGGGCUAUGCACACGUGUCUGGCAGCUGCCGCUCAGCCCAGCUUCAGUGGGGCCCUGGCCCUGCAGCUCAAGGGAUGAAUGACAGCUCUUCGUAACUAAUGGCAAGCAAAGUCCCCUUUGCUUUUUCCAACGGGUGGCAGUUGCUUCAUGGCUGCUGCCGUGUCUUCCGACGUUUUUGUGAUUACCAUAACCCUUAUUGUGUAGACCACAAUUUUGGGUCUGAUAUAAGCAAUAUUUGUACCUUGUCUGGAUUUCAGAGGCACUCAUAAAGACCAGUGUUUAGAUGGCUGCAUGUUGCGGCUUUGUUUUUUCCUGCUGUUGGGGACAGAGCAAAGAGAUUUAAGAUACCAUGAUGUUGGUUGAUGAGUAUGUGAUGGUUUGGUGCAGCUUCACCCUGGAGCAUACUGUCUGACAAAAAAUGAGAACUUUGGGAUUGAGGGGAGAACAAACCAGACAAGGGUCUAGCUGCGGCCGUGACCGAGCCUUCUGGUAGCUGAGUCUGUGCUUCCAUGUAGCCAAGGGCAGCUGACACACCUUGAUGCAGGUGAUGACAGUGCAGCCCAGGUGGCAAGGCCAAGUCAUGUCCUGUGAAGAGCAAAGACUAAGCAGGGCUCUGGCCUGGACAGGGCACAGUGUUUGGUAUCUUGGCUGCACUGUGUGCUUCUCAGGGUGCCUGCGCCUCUUGAAUUGGCUUUGUGCCAACCUGUGCAAGAGCAGCAAUGUUGGGGUCCUCCAAGUUGGAAGGAGGCCUGAUUUGGGGAAGGCCCGAGAUCCCCAGUUUCUGUGGGGUUGGUCUCGGAACACAGGCAGGUUCACUGAACACCUCUGCAGGCCUCGGCUUGGAGGGGAGGCCUGGUAUGGAUCUCCUUCCAAGGGUCCCCUCACGUAUCUUCCAGAAGCAGCUCCAGAGAGAGGCCUUGAGGCUGUUCACCCUGUACCCGGGGCCCUGCACUGGAAUGUGCCCUUGUGACAGUGGCUCUGGCACCUCUCAGGACCAGCACAGCAGCUCCAGGGCAUCCUCCAGGUGUCUCUCCUUCUCUGAGAAGCUGCCCAUUAAAUCUCAUUUGAAGUACUGACUGACAUUUUGAUAAAUACUAUUCUCAAAAAUAAGAGUUCUCAGAGUAAAGCUCCCUCCCAGUCUGUGACAGGGUAGGUUUCGAGGGAGUCACCAGCAGGCUCAUGGCAGCCAGGAAGUGCUCGCUGGCCACGUGUAGCCAAGGGGUCGAGGGGUCGGCUCCUGACUGUAGGGUCCCAGUGGGGCAGGACCGCACAGCCAGCACAGCCAGCCCAGUGUGCACUCUGGGACACAGUGAGGAGUGCGGCCUGGGGGCAGGAGGGGGUCCUGAGGUUGGAGUGGAACAGUGCUGGGCAUGGAGAUUGUACUAAGUCACAGGAAUGAGUCGGUCCCAUCAGAGGUCCUGACCUGGCAUCCACUGGCACUUCCUCAAGGAAGAGAGGCCCAUCUGGGAGUAGAUGAGGGGGCAGCUUGGGGAUUCCUGGGGGACACGGGCAGAGGACGGGAGGAGAGAGGACCACAGGCCCUGGCUCCCAGGUUCUGUGUGGAGCCAGGAGGAAAAUCAGGUUAGACUUGGGACCCAAGAGACACGUCAUAUAAGUCCUGCGGGAACCACCCGACAUCGCCCUUCACCCGGGGCGGAGCCAGCACAAAGUCCUCGCUGUUGGCAGGGAGCCUGCACAACGGGGCAGGUAGGGUCCCAGUUCACGUGUCAGGGGCUCAGAGGGCCGGCGGGGAGAGCAGUGCUGACCGCGCAGGGCCGCCCUGGGCCUCCCAGGAAGCAGCCUGGGAAAGAUGGGGCAGCGGGAGGCGGGCUCGGGAGGCAGGCUCCAGCGCUGGGCUGGGGGCGGGCCCGCUCUUUGCCCGCUGCGGCUGCUGCCACUAAGCGGGCAGUGCCACCCGCACGAGUCAGCCAGCAGGGGGCCCCGGCGAGGACCUGGGUUACCAGGCUGCCCCAGCCCCCGCUGCAGGAGCGGAGGGGCAGGCCUCGCGGCCUAGGAGGGCAGCUUCCCAGCCCCCAGUCGGCACACCCUAAGCCACUUCAGGCCACGGAGAGAGGUUUCACAGCGGGCGACACGGCAGAGUCUCUGGAGCUCGGGUGGCUCAUGUGCCUCUCCCCAUCCCGGGCCUGCGCAGUUGCUGGUGCCCUUGGGUGGUCUAGGAGGAGGCAGGUCACCCUGCCCCCACGGCCCUGCGGAGGGGUUUCCCCCCUUGCGGCUCCUGCACCUCUAAACAGUGAGGGUCCCCUAGUCUCCUCCCAUCAACCCCACUCCACCCAUUCUGCCUCGGCUGCUCCCUGCUGCACCCACUUCCCUCCAGCCUCUUGCCCCAGCUGCAGGGAUCCUCCAGUCCCCCUCCCUCUCGCGCAGGCUUCCGGGAUCCAGCCAGGUUCCCCUUCUUUGGGGUUGGGGGACUCCCUCCGCAUAGCCUGUGCUCCAGACCCCCCAGACAGGCCUGCUGCACACCUGCACCUCCCCCUCCCCACUGGCCCAGAACCCCUGCAACACAGGCCCUUUGGGGAGACUCCAGGCUUCCACCUGCCAUGAAGCACUGGCCACAGAAACUGGCAUGAAAGCCGGGCAGCCCGGGUGGAGCAGUGGUUUGGUUUGGCUCAGGGCAUGAUCCUGGAGUCCUGGGAUCGAGUCCCGUAUCCGGCUCCCUGCACGGAGCCUACUUCUCCCUCUGCCUGUCUCUCUCUC